Molecule: messenger RNA, 9900 nt
Organism: Sapajus apella (tufted capuchin)
Lineage: Eukaryota; Metazoa; Chordata; Mammalia; Primates; Cebidae
Gene: SLC44A5
Product: solute carrier family 44 member 5
Exons: 22
Coding region: 3284-5461 (725 amino acids)
Biological process (GO): transmembrane transport
Cellular component (GO): membrane
Molecular function (GO): transmembrane transporter activity
Source: RefSeq, a predicted model, not a curated record
AUUCAAUAACUUUUGUAUUAUGAAGAGUUCUGCAAUAAACAUGACUGCAGGUAUCUUUUUUGUAAAAUGAUCUGUAGAUUGCUUAUAAAAGCAAUUUUACAUGCAUUACAGAAAGUCAAAACAUUGAAGUUAAAUUUAACUAAAUGAAGCAACAUAUUUUAAUCACCACUGAUAUAAUCUUUAUUAUAUUUCCUUCCAGAUAUACAAUUUUUGUACAAUAAUGAGAUUUUGUAUUAUGUGCUUUUUGUUAGCUUUUUGUCUGUUAAGAGUUUCCAUCUUUGCAAUAUAAUAAAUGUUAAAAUUAGCUAAUAUUCAUUCUAUAUUCAGAUUGCCCCAAUUGUCUUCUUUCACUGUCUUUACAGCAUUCCACCCAAAUCAGGAUCUAAUCCAGGCCCAGACCUUGCAUCUAGUGGUUAUGCCCCUGAAGUCUCUUUUGAUUCGCACAUUCCCUUUUUCCUCUGAUACUGACCUGCUGCCCUGCAGAAUAUCUCACUUUCUGGAUUUGUUUAGUUCCUUUUCAGUGAAGUCAUUUAGUUUAUUUAUCUUCUUUAUUGCCUAUGUGUAGGUUAGAUUAAAUCUAAAUAAUUGGUGGUGGCUUCUAUUGAAUAUUUUGAGCCAGAAUACAUCCUAGCUAGGUAUGCCAUAUAAACUCUAUUGCCUCAAUCAGGAGAAACAUCUAGUUGAUCCAUCAUUAGGGAUGCUAUGCUUGAUUAUGGGUCUAGGGUCUUGCUUCUUUUUAAUAGGAUCUCAGGCUGACACAAUAGGAACAUGACUCUCACAUCAAUGAGUUCCACUCAUUGUUACCCCCUCCUCCACCACCAUCUCCUACCAGUCCUCAUUCCCCUGAACAGACCUUCCAAGCAAGAAAGACAAAAGGGAAUAAAGUAUAGUAAAAGGCCCAGCAAUAAAACUGGAAAGUUUAAGUCUUUUGGCUCUUAGUCUGAAACUUCAUUCUAAAUUUACUAUACUUGAUAUAAGCAGGCAGGGUCCAUGUCCACAUUAGAUUUCAGUCUUCCCAGCUGUUGUCGGGGUCAAAAUAGCAUGGCUUUGGUAUCUUAUGCAGACACCACAAGGCAGCCUGCAUAAGAUACGAAUGUUCUCCCAAACAACUUUUGAAAAAAACAUAAGCUGAUACAGAAAGCAGAUUCAACCAUCUUGUAAACUGAUCACACCAAAAUAUGAACUUUGCUUUUUUUGACUCAUUAUGCAAAAUUGAGAAAGAGGAGUCACAACUAUACUGUGUGGAAUUUAGCCUGGGAGAUGAAGACCACCUAGAUCCUGCUUUCGUUCUUUGCUUUGUUUGUUCCUUAACCAAUGACAAGAUACAACCUUGGUCAAAUAUUUUCACCAUCUUAGUUUCAGUUUUCGUAUCUGUAACAUGGGGUAUAUGACACAGUGUACAGUUGUCAUGAGGAUUUAACUACAUCUGUGAAGCACCUACAUUAUAGUAACUCCCAGUUCCCUUCUCCUCUCAUUGGCAGGGACUGAGAUUACUGAUAUGCUUCCCGCCAUGCCCAGCACUGGUUCCAAGUGGGACUGGGUCUGCAGGUGGCAUUUACUAGUAUAUAUAGCAGAGAAAGCUGGAGAAAAUUGGAGUAGAGGGAUGGAGGCAGAGGCUGACCACUGUUAUUAUAUAAGCUAAAAUUUUAUUAGAAGUGUAUGAUAAAAAAUGUGCUAUGACAUAUAACCUUUUAAGAUAACCAUGGACCUCGAAUUUUGUUGUUUUUUAAUGUAUUUGGGACAUUAAAGGCAAAUUCAGUCAUUUAGGGCCCAGGACCAGGAAUAAAGUCAUCUGUAUUGGAUCUUGACAUCUUAUUAUACCUCUCAGGCACAAUACUUGCUCAUACACACUAUUUUAACAAAAUCAGUGAGAGAUGUCCAUUUUAUGAUAUUUUAGGCACUUCAUUUAGCUUUUCAAGUGGUAAGUCUGAAACCUAUAUGUCCCUAAUAAUGCUUACAGUCCUAAUGAAUGUGGGCCACCAUUGCUAGUUUUAAAGGUAUGUGUUUGUUGGUGGAGAAUAUCCACACCUCCAAUUAACAUUUGGAAUGUAAAUAACAUUACAAACAUUGUGAAUAAUCUUUAUUUUUCUGAUACAUUUGAUAUUACUGAAGGCUAGUAGUUGUAUUGAUUAUAAAUGGACUCUGGGGCACACAGACCUAAGUUUGAAUUCCAGGUUCCCCACUUACUAGCAGUGUGACUUAAACAAAGUUUAGACCCAAAAGUUCACCUUGCCUCUGGGAAUCUUGGCUUCUCAUUUUUAGAAAAGAACUGAUUAUUGUAACUACUGCAAGGCUUGUUGUGAAUAUUAAAUGAGAGAUAGCAUAAAUGAAACAUGGCAUCUGGUGCAUAGUAAGUAUUCAAAAGUUGGUUGCUAUUUUAAUUAUCAUUAUUAUUUUUCCCAAGGGAACACAAUUUACAAAUGUUCCUUUUCCCUGGAAUCUUUAUCCCAACUCUGAUUCUCAAUGAUUUACUACUGUUAGUCCAAUUGGUGAGAAAUCAGUGGGGAGACCAAGCAUUGUAAUUUCUGCCCAUGAGGUCUAUAGAGGGAAUUCUUUUCAAUAGCUCUAAUUAAUGAGUUGGCAAGUCUGAUAAAGCACCAGAGAAUGGGGAGAGAAAGGGGUGUUCAUAGAAAGUGUUAGUGUUUUUGUUUAACGUAUGUGACACUUGAAGCAUUAGGAUGCCGUCAUUAUGGCACGUGCCACCUCCCCACUCCCCAAAAUUACCAUAACUUGUACCUUCCAAAUUGAAUAGAGUCAUUCAUAGUUAUCACAUGGGAGCUUCUGUUAAACCUAAAGGCCACACGUAAUGUGAGUACAGUGGGACUGCUGGAUUCAAAAUAUCUCUCUUUUCCCUAGUAUUCACUGACUAUUCUGCAUGUAAUAAAGGGUAUUUAAUGCAUAUUAAGUUUUUCAUAACUAAUGUGUCUUCUGAAGUUUAAGCAGGUACAGAAAGUGAAAGUAAACAUAAUGCCUCAUUUCUUGGUAAUGAAUUUUUCAAGUCUGUAUAUAUCACCUACAUUGUACAAGUCACAGAUGCAAACGGAAGAAUUAACAGCUUUAUUUUAACAUCCCCAAAUCUCUUAACUCCAGUACCUUUAUGAAUUAUUAUGUUUUUUGGUAACUUCUUAAGAAUAAAUGCUCAUUAUUGGUGGCUUUGUGUAUAAAGAAUUAAUUCAACCAGUCCAACUGCCCUUAUGUUAUUCUGUGUGUUACUCUAAAGACUAAGAUUUUUUUAGGUUAGGGAGAGAUAUGUAUAGAGCCUCAGAGUCAUCAAUCCCUACAAAUGUUUUUUUGCCUUUUCUGCUUUUUCCUAGAAAAACCAGCAGACACCCCCUCUGAGGAAGAGGACUUUGGUGACCCAAGGACAUACGACCCAGAUUUCAAGGGGCCUGUUGCCAAUAGGAGUUGUACAGAUGUUCUGUGCUGUAUGAUCUUCCUACUGUGUAUUAUUGGCUACAUUGUUUUAGGACUUGUGGCCUGGGUACAUGGGGACCCCAGAAGAGCGGCCUAUCCUACAGACAGCCAGGGCCACUUUUGUGGCCAGAAGGGCACCCCCAAUGAGAACAAGACCAUUUUGUUUUACUUUAACCUAUUACGUUGUACCAGUCCCUCCAUGAUGCUAAACCUACAGUGCCCUACCACACAGAUCUGUGUCUCCAAGUGCCCGGAAAAAUUUUUAACCUAUGUGGAAAUGCAACUUUUAUACACAAAAGACAAGAGCUACUGGGAAGACUACCGUCAGUUCUGUAAGACCACUGCUAAGCCUGCAAAGUCUCUCACACAACUUUUACUGGAUGAUGAUUGUCCAACAGCGAUUUUUCCAAGCAAACCUUUUCUCCAGAGAUGUUUCCCUGACUUCUCUACCAAAAAUGGCACUUUAACAAUAGGAAGUAGCAUGGUGUUUCAAGAUGGAAAUGGAAAGACAAGAAGUGUUAUAGAACUCAGGGAUGCUGCAAAUGGUAUUAAUAAACUACUUGAUGCAAAGUCACUUGGAUUGAAAGUCUUUGAAGACUAUGUAACAACUUGGUAUUGGAUUCUCAUUGGGCUUACGAUCGCCAUGUUCCUUAGUUGGAUAUUUUUGAUACUCCUGAGGUUCAUAGCUGGAUGCCUCUUCUGGGUCUUCAUUAUUGGUGUGAUUGGAAUCAUAGGUUAUGGAAUAUGGUACUGUUACCAGGAAUACACCAAACUUCAGGAACACCCAAGUUCUGUGUUAACUAUCUAUGACAUCGGGAUUCAGACUAGCAUAAGCAUGUACUUUGAACUGAAACAAACAUGGUUCACAUUUAUGAUAAUACUCUGCAUCAUUGAAGUGACUGUCAUCCUCAUGCUGAUCUUCCUCAGGAAUCGAAUCCGAGUGGCCAUUAUCCUGCUGAAGGAAGGAAGCAAAGCCAUUGGAUACAUUCCUAGCACAUUAGUUUAUCCAGCUUUAACUUUCAUUUUGCUCUCAAUCUGCAUUUGCUACUGGGUCAUGACAGCAGUUUUCUUGGCGACAUCAGGGGUACCUGUAUACAAAGUCAUAGCCCCAGAGGGGAACUGUAUACAUGAAAAUCAAACCUGUGACCCAGAGAUGUUUAAUACAACUGAAAUUGCCAAAGCUUGUCCUGGGGCUCUGUGCAGCUUUGCGUUCUAUGGUGGAAAGAGCUUGUACCAUCAAUACAUCCCUAGUUUCCAUGUAUACAACUUAUUUGUCUUUCUCUGGCUUAUAAACUUUGUCAUUGCAUUGGGUCAGUGUGCCCUUGCUGGUGCAUUUGCUACUUAUUACUGGGCCAUGAAAAAACCUGAUGACAUCCCACGAUACCCACUUUUUACUUCAUUUGGACGAGCCAUACGAUAUCACACAGGAUCCCUAGCAUUUGGAUCUUUAAUUAUUGCAUUAAUUCAAAUAUUUAAAAUUAUCUUAGAAUACUUGGACCACCGUCUUAAACGUACCCAGAACACACUUUCUAAAUUCCUAAAAUGCUGCCUGAGAUGCUGUUUCUGGUGUUUGGAAAAUGCAAUAAAGUUUUUAAACAGAAAUGCCUAUAUUAUGAUUGCAAUAUAUGGCAGAAACUUCUGCAGGUCAGCAAAAGAUGCUUUCAAUCUGCUGAUGAGAAAUGUUUUAAAGGUUGCAGUUACAGAUGAAGUUACAUACUUUGUAUUAUUCCUGGGGAAAAUUCUAGUUGCUGGAAGUAUAGGUGUUCUGGCCUUCCUAUUCUUCACACAAAGAUUACCAGUGAUUGCACAAGGACCAACAUCUUUAAAUUACUACUGGGUACCUUUGCUGACGGUCAUUUUUGGGUCUUACCUGAUUGCACAUGGGUUCUUCAGCGUCUAUGCAAUGUGUGUUGAAACAAUUUUCAUUUGCUUCUGUGAAGAUCUGGAAAGAAAUGACGGAUCUACAGAAAAACCCUACUUCAUAACACCUAACCUUCACGGAAUUCUGAUCAAGAAGCAACUAGUUCCCCAGAAGCAGAAAGAGUAGAAAAGCUCCAAACAGUGUCACUCAUAUUUAAGUAGAAGUUGUGUAAAUUAGGUUGAUUGUAAUUUGAAAAUGUUGCUUUUGAGUAAUGUGAAAUUUCUGUGCUUAAUUUUAAGAAGUCAGCAUCUGGUACCACCUGAGGUGUCAGGCAUUGGAUGACAUUAGCUGCUGUCUACUUUAUAGACUGUGGUCCCAACUAAAGAUCAAAAUGUUAAUGUCAAACGUUUUUUACAAUCUGUAGCCGAGAGUGUUUUAAUAACUUUUAUAACUCAGUGUGCUGUUUCCAUUGCAGCACUUUGAUAGCCUUUCUUUUUAUAAGUGUAUAUUUGUAAAGGAUAUUCAGGCAAUUUUUAAAAACACUAUAAAUGUGUAAUUUAUUAGCCAUAAAAUAUUGAUUUAUAGUUAACCAGCAUAUGGUACUAAAUUUGUAAAUAUGGUGCUAUGGUUAUAUUUAUACUGUUCAAGCUGGUGGACAACUCUCUAAACUGUGAUUAAACUUGUAUUAAUGGUUCCCUAGGAAGUAUAUUUCAGUGAGUCAAGUCCAUAACAAACAUAGAUGCUAAUGUUAUAUAGGUUCUACAGAGAGCAUUACUGGGUAAAAAUUACCGUGGAACCUUCAUAGCCCAUUCUGUUUUAUUGGAAUGAUGUUUAUAUUGAAGUCCAAUCUGAGUUCUGGAGUGUCAUUUCCAACAACAUGAACCUCUGUCCAUGGUGAAAAUGUUCUGAACAAACUGAAAUUGCUACAUAACUCAUGCCUUUUGUCUUUAACCCAAAUUUCCUAUUUCUGCUAGAUAGAAAACCAGUAUGAAUUUGUUUCAGAAGAGUGAUUAUAUCUUUUCAUGAGCAUACCUGUAUUUCUAGAUUAAAGAGAUUGUGUGGUUUUGUUCUACAAAAGGCUUAAUUUUGUCUCAACUUUCAGCAAGGAAAGAGAAAAGUAAGACACUUCAGAUUUUACCCUAAGGAAAUAUACUGUCGGCCCUCAUCAUCCUUUAUGCGACGCAUACUGCAGGUUAGGAACUCUCCCCGCAGGGCUUAGGAGGAAGGUUAUGCCCACCUGCCACCCCUGCUGGCCAGAGGUUUCUGGUAGUCAUGCAUAAGUUUUGAAUGACAGAACAAAGCACGAAUCAGACACACACAUUGCCUAGCCAUCCCCUGUGUGCGAAUGUGUAUGAUGUGGUUAAUGGUGUAAAAAUGCAUCCCAAAAGGAGCAUUGAAUCAAUGUGUAUCUUCUUGGCUUUUACCUUAAGCUUAUGUAUAAGGAUUAUGUAUGUAUUGACAGAAAGGAACAUGUUGAUCUAACAUGUUGCUCUGAAUAUCACCCAUAUAUCCAAGAAAAGAGUCAGAAAUGUAUUAUUGUGUUAUAGAUUGAUAUAAAUACUUAUUAUCUUCAAGUGUAGAAACCUAGAUUUAAAUUGACUCUGUGGCAGAUUAAUUAAUAGCAAUAAGCCAAUGAAUAGGGAAGAUUUUUAAUAUGUAAUGCUGUUGGCUUACAUUCUUGAGAUUAUUGUAUUCAAAAGUGUCUCCUGGCUUCACAUUUUGGCAAGCAGCCUUCUGCAUUCUUAUUCUUGAAGCAUAAUGCAGAGAAUAAUGACAACUUAUCUAUCUAGAUUAUUAUUUUAUUAUUCAACAAGACAAGGGGCACAACAAAGAACUAGUGGAAUAGUGACCUCUACCUGAGAAUUUGUUAUAACUAUAGAUGCCUGUGCUCUGCCUAGGAGAUUCUGAUAUAUUGUGAUUUGAUAUGAGCCGCAAUGUGAAUUAUUAUAAAGUUCUCUAGCUGAUUGUGAUAUAUAUAAAAGUUGAAAAAUUGGCCAGAUACAGUGGCUCACACCUGUAAUCCCAGCACUUUGGGAGUCCAAGCUGGACAGAUUGCUUGAGACUAGGAGUCCCAGACUAGCCUAGACAACAUGGUGAACCCCCAUCUUUAUUAAAAAUAUAAAAAUUAGCCAAGUGUGCUGGCACACACCUGUAGUCUCAGCUACUCAGGAGGCUGAAACGGGAGGGUUGCUUGAGCCCAAGAGGUCAAGGCCGCAGUUAACCAUGAUCACGCCACUGCAUUCCAGCCUGGGUGACAGAGCAAAACUCUGUCUCAAAAAAAAAAGUUGAAAAAUCACUUGACUAAAACAUAAAUCAACACAUGAAAGUAGUUGCCAAUUUAUAUUAUGGGCUAAUAUCUAGUCAGAAAAAGAGUCUCCAUUUAGUACUUAUUUGUGUAAUUCAAAUAUGUAGAAUAAAAAUGAGCAUUGUUUUUGAGAAGAUAUUUGGAAGCCAUUUUCUUGGAAAGCAAACUAAUAACUGUGAAAAAAACAGGCAAUAUUCCUCAAAACUUGCAGUCGAUCAAAACUUGCAGUCGAUGUGCUUGAAAUCUGAAAUUUCACAAUAUUUAUUUUUCAAUGCUGUACUAUCUAAAUUGUUGAUGGCAAAACAAAAUCAAUUUUAAACAAAUAUAGUAAUUUAGAAAGUAUAUUUAAAAAAUGAAGGUGAAAGUUAUUUUCUCAAUCAUGCAACUGAGAGACAUGCAAUAUUUCAGAAUCUGACCUGUUACACAGAAUGAAAUAACAUCUUAGUGACAUAACAAGGGCUGAUUGUUUUCUCAUAACUAUGUUUACAGUAACGUUGAUGCCAAAUUAUGCUGUUUUAAAAAAAUAAGUAUUUUGAACUGCUGUAAAGCAAGUAUACAGCAGAUGGCGAUGUUACUUCUCUUACAGUUCUGCUUUGAUAUUUACUCUGUACCAUUCUUCCUCCUAGUGGAAGAUUUAGAAAGAAACGAUGGUUCUCCUGCAAGACCUUAUUACGUGAGUCAACCUCUGCUGAAGAUUUUCCAAAAGGAAAAUCCACAAACUAAGAAGCAGUAGAAGAGCAAACUGGUCGUCCUACAGCUGUGUGUUACCUUUUCUCCAUCUGCUGUGUCUGUGCAACAUUUGUUUCAUAAGUGCUUUGUAUUUUGCAACACUGUAUUCACGACCUUGUUGGCUUGCAUUUGCAUGUUUUAUACCAAAGCUUAUACUGUAAUAUGUGAAGCCAUCAGAAAUCGCAAGGGAAUUGUUAAUAACAUAAAACAUUUUUAUACUAAGAUCAUUUGUUUUGUAAUUCAUUUUUAAAGAGUGGCUUGGAUGUUUUGAAAAUACUACUGAAUAUGUUAAUAUUCUUUUAAAUCUUAGAUUGAAAAAUGAUACAUUAUUUAAAUUGAUAGCUCCUAAUAUAUUUUUUAAUUUACAACUAAAAGACUUCUUCUGCAGGGAAAUUGGUCAGCAAAGUAAAAUUAAAAAUUUUAAAGCUUUUCCCACUCUUGUUGGACAGUAAAUCAGUUAAAGGACUGCCCCGCUUCAGAGUUUGCUCUCUUUAAGUAUAGAAUGUUUCCUAUUAAACAAAUUGCCAAUCAUCCAGCCUUUACUACUUCGCCCUCUGACAAAGUGCCUUACUGGCUGUUUAAUAUUACCCAGCUUUUAUGGGCAAGUUUACAAACAUUGUUUAAAAAAAAUUAAAACCUGCAAUGUUUCGUUAUUAAAACAAGUCUUAUUGCAUUUGUUUCACUCUUAGCUCACCGAUUGGAAAACAUUUGUCAUUUUGCUCUGUUGGAUAACCUCACUAUUAUAGAAUACAUUGUGCAGCUAAACAAUUUCCCUUGCGCCUAGUGGACAUUCAUGAAUGUGUACUACACGCAAGAAGAAAAAAAACAAACCCUGAAAGAACACUUGCCGGGUUUCUUUGUUUUUUUACUAAAAAAGAAGUUUAAAAAUGAAAUGUUUUCUAUGGUAGAUCUUUGAAAAUACAAUAGGUAUAAUACUGCAUUUCUCUGUGUUUUACAAAGAUCAGAAAGGGAAACUUUUAGGAAUUACAAAGGGAAACUUUACUCCUCGAAAGGGUGCUCAUGAAUGUCAUGUACUGAAUAGCUCCCUUUUAAACAAUCACUUAUUUUCAUCAAAGCCUAUUCUAUAUAUGCCAUUUCAUUUUCUAACCUUUGGUAUGAAAUAAUCAGUUUACUUACAAUAUGUUAAUUUAUUGUGCAACUAUAAACAGGAACAUAAUUUUCAAGUCAGUUUUAAAUAAUUUGAUCAGUACUACUAACUUUUAAGGAAAUUAAUUCAGUUGGUUACUCAGUGUUACAGAAAGAGUCCAUAGAAGUAUUAACCCUAAGAGAAUGUCAAUCAUAUAAUGAUAAUUUGUGAAAACAUUGAGAAUCAAUCAACAGUAAGUUACUAUCAGUUUAUAAAAUAUUAUCACAUUUGUUUAAGUGUGACUUUAGAUACUUUUAUGCCAAAAACAAACUCACAUGAGCACAUGACAGCUCUAUAAUCGGUGUGCUUCUGCUGUGCAGAAAUGGUAGAAACGUAUUGUCUAAAUAUCUUUGAUAAUUAAAAUGUUUAAUAUUUAAUGAAAUUUGUUGUUACUCAUUGUUUUAAAUCGAUUUUUUUUCUUUUAAUAAAGAUUUAAAUAAGAAA